This is a messenger RNA of Osmia bicornis bicornis, 1446 nucleotides long. RefSeq names its product phospholipase A1-like. Gene Ontology annotation, biological process: lipid metabolic process. The coding region runs from base 17 to 1039 and encodes 340 amino acids. The transcript is spliced from 4 exons. Gene Ontology annotation, molecular function: lipase activity. The record is from RefSeq and is a predicted model, not a curated record. NCBI's taxonomy places the organism in Eukaryota, Metazoa, Arthropoda, Insecta, Hymenoptera, Megachilidae.
UAAAAUCGAAGUAAACAUGGAGUCGCACGCUUCGAUUCGUUUCUUAUUUUUUAGCAGUGUAAUCGGUGUUUUGGUAUUAAGCAGUAAUAUCGGGGCGGCGCCGACUCCAAAAACUGAUCUCUAUGUAUUGGAUGACGAUGAUAAGCCGGUCAAAAUAGAUUUGGACGCACCUGAUACAGAAGCAAAUUUAAAAGUGAAAGACCUACCGAACCGAGUUCUCUUUUAUCUGUACACGAGGAACACGCAGAAUAAUCCAAAAAGACUAAUUGUUGGAGAUAGCAAAAGUUUGACAAAUAGCCAGUUCAAUCCUAGAAAACCAACGAAAAUUAUCACUCAUGGAUGGACGAACUCUAAGAGGAGCAAAGCUUGCACGAAGGUUCGCGAUGCUUUCCUUAGCAACGGUGAUUACAACGUCAUUGUAGUCGACUGGAGUAGCAUAUCAAGAAGACCAUACGUAUGGACGAGUAAUCAGGUCCCAAAGAUUGCCCAAUUCAUCGGUACUAUGAUUGAUUAUCUGCAGACACAGGGAAUGAAUCCAUCUCAGCUGACAAUUGUUGGUCAUUCUCUUGGAGGUCAUAUCGCUGGUCUUUCGUCUUAUUAUGCGAAGAAUAAAGCUCAAUACGUUGUUGCUUUGGAUCCAGCCGGACCUAAUUUCCAUUUGAACGGUCGAGGCUCGAGGGUUUCUAAAGGCGAUGCAACGUACGUACAAAUAAUCCACACAAGCAACCUUCUCGGAUUAACCAUGAAUCUCGGCGACUCUGACUUUUAUCCGAAUGGUGGGAGUGCACAAAAUAGUUGCAAAAUGGAUGUGGGUGGCUCGUGUUCUCAUUCAAGGUCUUACGAGUACUUCGCUGAGUCAAUUAAUAAUAAUGGUUUUCUGGCACGAAGAUGCGGUAGCUACAAGGAUUUUGGAAACGGCAGGUGCAAUUCGAACCCUAUCGGAUACAUGGGUGGUCUUCUCCCGAACUUUAAUGUUGAGGGUUCGUAUUAUUUAAAUACGAACUCGCGAUCACCCUACGCGAAGCACAGUGUGCUCUGAUCUGUUACCAUGAUUGCAAAGAGAGUAAAAAAUGAACCUUCUACCUCGAUUAUCAAGUUUCUUUAAUGGUAUUUGUAUUAACCCCUCAAACCGAUAAUUAUACAAAAUUUUCAUGGUGUGCGAUAUAAUUUGGAUGAAUUGAUCAAGUUUUGUGAUCAUUUUUUCCAAGUUACACGGAAUGAAAAUUACUUGCCUAAUAAAUUUCAAAUUUUUAAGGUGAAUGAAUAUUUAAAAGUGAGAGGUAUAUUGAACCAACAGAAAGAAAUGAAUAAUUAAUAGUUAAGAUCUGAACGAAGUAGAAAUUUGUUAUAAUAAUGUUUGAUACUGUUGGGUGAAUGAAUUGUAGGGUGAAUGAAUUGUAUUAAUAUUUUGUUCCAUGUAUAAAAUAAAGAAUCUUUUUAAACAAA